Molecule: messenger RNA, 2409 nt
Organism: Oryzias latipes (Japanese medaka)
Lineage: Eukaryota; Metazoa; Chordata; Actinopteri; Beloniformes; Adrianichthyidae
Gene: lhfpl3
Product: LHFPL tetraspan subfamily member 3
Biological process (GO): sensory perception of sound
Cellular component (GO): plasma membrane
Source: RefSeq, a predicted model, not a curated record
UCGUAUCAGUCAUGCGCACUGGAUUGACGAGCAGAAAAAUCAAAAGCAUUUAGUCUUCGCAUUUGCUUUCAUAUCAAUGUGUCUGUUCGGGAUUUACGCGCGUUACCGGAAUAAUGCGUCAGAAUGGGAUUAAGGGAUGUGAGUUGCCUGUGUAAUAUCCGCAACUAUCUUCCGACUCUAAUUCAAUAGGAUCUCAUCCGCGGCUGCUGCUCCGUCGAGAGCACACAGACCAUUUCAGCCACAUCUCAGCCACUCGUGGCAGCUGGAGCGGUGUUAUCGUCUCAGGCAGAAACACCAGGAGGAGACAUCAGGGGAGCGGGCAGAGGAAGCCUUCUGCAGAGAGGAUUUCUCAAGCAUUUCAAUAGAUUGUCUUUCUUUUUCUCCCGUAGAUUGAUGAAGGAGGAAAGCGCAAAGAGGGCUCAAGUCAAGGAUGCGAGCGCGCAUUGAAGACGCGUAAAGCAUCCACGUAAAACAGGAAAAUUAGCUAGUUCUGAUGAAGAUUACUACCUGACGAGGAAGAGGUUUGUUUACUGAGUGCAAAUCUUAAGUCUCUUACCUCACAUACACCGGAGGAUGGUCCCCGGGGCCCCCAGCGCGACCACCACCAUGCUUCCCGCCUCGGAGGCUGCCAAGAUCUACCAAACCAACUACGUGCGUAAUUCCCGGGCCAUCGGCGUCCUCUGGGCGAUAUUCACCAUCCUCUUCGCCAUCGUCAACGUGGUGUGCUUCAUCCAGCCGUACUGGAUCGGGGACGGCGCAGACACGCCUCAGGCGGGCUACUUUGGUCUGUUCCACUACUGCAUCGGGAACGGACUGUCCCGGGACCUGACCUGUCAGGGAAGCUUCACGGAGUUCAGCAGCAUCCCCUCCGGAGCGUUCAAAGCCGCCUCCUUCUUCAUCUGCAUGUCCAUGUCGCUGGUCAUCACCUGCAUCGCCUGCUUCGCGCUGUUCUUCUUCUGCAGCACCGGAACCGUGUACAAGAUCUGCGGCUGGAUGCAGCUGGCUGCAGGCACAUGUCUGAUUCUGGGCUGUAUGAUCUACCCUGACGGCUGGGACAGCGACGAAGUGAAGCGAAUGUGUGGGGAACAGACGGAUAAAUACACACUGGGCGCUUGCUCCAUGCGCUGGGCUUACAUCCUGGCCAUCAUGGGCAUCAUGGACGCCCUCAUCCUCUCCUUCCUUGCCUUUGUACUGGGGAACCGUCAGGACAGUCUGAUGUCUGAAGAGCUCUUAGCAGACAAGACUGGAAAUAAUGCGAUAUAAUUCUGGAAAUUAAAAAGCAGGAACAAGGUUGGUGAGUUUUGAGGAUCCGGCUUUCCUUCUCUGGUGGCUUAAAUGAGCAGAAGUGUUGGGAAUCAUCAGAUCCGUGCAGAAGAUGCUCUGGAGAAGUGUUGGAAAGCUGAACUCCUGUCCCUCCUCCAAAGACUCUCUUUCUGUAAAAUAAGUCCCACAUCGUGCAGGAACAGUGAAACCUGCUCGUCCUGUCACUUCAUCAUCUCACCCCCUCGGGUGCCGGAGCGCCGAUUCGGCUGGAGAGACUUCUACCAACUUCUGAUCAGUCCAAGCCCUCAGACUGGCUGUGGCGUCAACCCAAUGACGUCAGAUCGCAGUGUUUGGACCGCCGCAGAGGACUUUGCAGACACGAGGUCAAAACGUCCUCACAUUUGUGGAAAGUCUGGCGUUUGCACAGAUUUGAGGACUGAAGACAUUCACAGCGUGGUUUCCUGAUGACAUCUCGGAUGAAAUGAAAUCCAAUUUGUGUACAAAGAAAGAAAGAAAAAGCACUACACUGAAAAACAAUAUUAGGUUGUUGUUUGCACACAUGUUCAUUUUGUGUUGACCUUGUACUGUGAAAUAUCAGCCUAUUGGUCCAGUAAUAGUAUGUGCAUAGAUAGAUAGUGGUCUAAUAGUACUGUAAAGACUUAAAAAGGUUUAAAAUGUGAGAAAAUUAACUGAGUUAGUUUUACGUUUUAGUCUGUUGUUUGGGUUUAUGAAGGCGUACAUAAACCUAAAACCUUUUUUACAUUUAUUUUAUAACAUGAGCUGACAUGCAACCUCUCCCCAAAGGAAAAAUAAAUAAAUAAUAAUAAUAAUAAAUGUUUCCAGGAAUGAUUUCACUUCAAAUACUAAAGUGCACCAACUCAAUUUCUCCCAUGUGUCAGCAUAUGUAUGGUAUUUGGACAUCAUGCAUUAACGGAUUGUCGAUAUAAGAAGACAAACAUUUUGUUUUUAUGUUGUUUAAAAAAAAAAAAGAUGAAGAAUUUGUUUUGUUUGUUGGAGAUUUUUUUGUGUUUACAUUUUAGGUUUCAGUUCCUGCUACGAACCUUAAAAUAAGAAACUGAACUGCGUGAAAACAGUUUAUGACUUCUUUAAAAAUAAAAAUAAACUAAAGAGGAGCUGUUACAUUUA